CAAGCUGCAGGCGACCAGCUGGGAUAACAGCUUCCCAGACAUGUCAGAGGCGCUGAGCGAAGACAAGCAUGCUGUGGCGGCACUCCGACACGAGCUGUUCACCGGCGCGCGGCAGCAGUGCACGCAGCGCGUCGUCUGGGAGCUGAUCCAGCGCAGCGUCAUGCCGGUGAUCGACAAGUCAAUGUGCAGCCUGUACAGCGAGCUGCUGCGUGCACGCUGCCUGGACAGUAGUAUCAUGACCUCACUGGCACCGAUGGUUAGUCAGUCCUCGCUGGACGCGGACAGCGCCACCGACGGCAUCUGGUGCAACAUCCUGGUGAAGCUGCGCACGAUAUUCCUGAUGCUGCAGAACGUGUUCGACACACUCGCCGUCAACGUGCCCUGCAUGGCACCCUACCUGGAGCUGGCAGCCAGCAAGUGGCCAUUGGUCUAUCUGGAGAUCUACUGCCAAGCCAUAGACGGGUACACACUCAACAUCAACGUGACGGGCAGCAGUGCAGCACCGGGGUCGUCAGCCAUGGCGGACACACUGCCAACGUACUCCCUGCAUGCCUACGACAUACUUAACAACCUGGUGCAAGUCCUCAAGACACUGGACGACGUGGUGCAAAAGGAGAUCAUCGUCAGUGAUCAUCCCCGAUGGUUCGACGAGAAGUUCAGCAACCUACUGGGCAGAGAGUUGAAGACACGCGCACUGCAUGACAUGACUGGCCACUGCGACAAUCAGCUCGUGGAGUUUGCUCGGCAGAUCGUGCUGCUGUCGGCGGUACGCUGCAUGCACACAGAAGCAGCAGCAACGACAACAACAACAGCACCAGCACCGUCGCCUGGAGACUGCCUUCAGUGCCUGCCGCGUGACGUGGCCGCCCUGAUGGACUUGCGGCAGCAGGUGGUGAGUGCACACAGCUGGCUUAUCAAGACCAUCACGCACCUGGCGGAGAACGCCGCCGCCUUGCACAAGCUGGACAUGCGCACGGUCGGCUCAGUUCAGGUGCUCAGCGCUAUCUGGCAGGACAGUGACUGGCUGCUGCGUGGCGCCGCGUCGGUCUGCUUCAACGCCAUCAAUGCAGUGCACUGCGUCGAGCGCGCGGCCAUCGUCUGGACCACGGCGCUUCUCUCCACCCUGGCCAGAAACGACGUGGCGGAGCUGAGCAUGCUGAACAGCGUACGCGGCAACCUGUCGACGCCCAGCUUCAAACUGCAGGCGACUGACACGAUCCGGAAGCGGCGAGCACACAAGCUGGCUGCGCUGGAGAACGUACAACAUAGCAUUCCGGCCCUGCUGCAGGACAUGGCCGAGAUGCUGUGUAGCUGGCACAAGGCCAUCGCCUGGGAAAUCAGUCGAGCCGGGACAAUACUACUGGAGCGCGGUGAUCGACUGGCAAUGGAGCAAUCCACCCUGGUACCGACAUGGUCCAUGUGGCAGCGGCACCUGAUACCCGAAUAUACCCCGGAGCACACCACAGAAGAUGACGAUGAUGAUGAGGGUGAUGCAUACGAUGAGUACGACGACAGAAAAGAUGAAAUGCCCAUCGAGGUGGCAGUGUGAUGAGAAACCACCCAUUCCUGAUCAUGCGCAGUUUGUGGAGUGAUGGUUGCUCAUGAUGAACGUGGGCCACGUCACCUCGCUUUUUAUUAACAGUAGCUGAUACGCAUACAUACACACACACACACACACACACACACACACACUCUCUCACACACACAC
Sycon ciliatum is the source of this 1708-nucleotide messenger RNA. RefSeq lists its product as uncharacterized. The transcript is spliced from 2 exons. NCBI's taxonomy places the organism in Eukaryota, Metazoa, Porifera, Calcarea, Leucosolenida, Sycettidae. The record is from RefSeq and is a predicted model, not a curated record. Bases 41 to 1549 code for a protein of 502 amino acids.